CGUUAAUCCAUAACUCACAGAUACUAUACCUACCAUGUCUCCCAUCACCGCCUUCAACGUCGCUGUCAUCGGCGCCGGAGCAGCCGGACUAGCAGCCGCCCGUCACCUCCAUAAAGAAGGCCACACCGUCGUCGUCUUCGAGAAACAACGCCAGCUUGGUGGAACUUGGAUAUACACACCGACCACCGAACCCGACCCACUUGGUCUCGACCCAAACCGACCCAUUAUCCAUUCCAGCCUAUACGCUUCUCUCCGGACCAACUUGCCCCGAGAAGCAAUGAGCUUCAGGGAGUACCCGUUUGUUGCUAAGAAAAUGGGUCAAAGUCAAAGAGACCCGAGAAGGUAUCCGGGUCAUGGUGAGGUUUUAGAGUAUUUGAAAGACUAUGCUAACGAGUUCGGACUCAGUGAGUUGGUUCGGUUUGAAACGGAGGUGACUCGGGUUUGGCGAGAUGGAAAUGGGAAAUGGGAAGUAAGAUCAAGAAAGAUUAGCGGUGAUAAAAAAGAUAAUGUUGUUUGUGAAGGUUUUGAUGCUGUUGUUGUUUGUAAUGGCCAUUAUUCGGAGCCCCGAAUUGCUCAUAUUCCGGGUAUUGAUCGGUGGCCAGGAAAGCAAAUUCAUAGUCACAAUUACCGUGUCCCUGAUCCCUUCAGAAAUCAGGUUGUGGUACUCAUAGGGAGUUCAGCAAGUGCAGUUGAUAUCUCUAGAGAGAUUGCAGGUGUUGCCAAGGAAGUCCACAUAGCAUCUCGGUCGACCUCCAGUGAAGAAAUUGCAAAGCUACCUGGAUAUGACAACAUAUGGCUUCGUCCUAUGAUUGAAAGUGCUCAUGAAGAUGGUACUAUUUCAUUUCCAAGCGGUGUCAUGGUUUCCGCUGACAUUAUUCUACAUUGCACGGGGUACAAGUAUCAUUUCCGGUUUCUUGAUACCGAGGGUAUAGUUAGUGUUGAUGACAAUCGAGUGGGGCCGCUAUAUAAGCACGUCUUCCCACCAUCAUUAGCCCCUUGGCUUUCUUUUGUCGGGUUGCCAUGGAAGAUUAUUCCAUUCCCGCAAUUUGAAUUACAAUGUGAGUGGAUAUCAGGUAUUUUAUCAGGUCGAAUUUCACUACCUUCCCCAGACGAGAUGAUGAAAGAUGUUGAAGCAUUUUACUCGUCUUUGCAAGCAUCUGGUGUCCCAAAACGAUAUACCCAUAAUAUGGCGGACUAUCAGUUUGAGUACAACGACUGGCUUGCCACACAAUGUGGGUGCCCAAAAACGGAAGAAUGGAGAAAGAAAAUGUAUCAAGAGGCUUCUUUAAUCAAAAGAGUACGACCUGAGACUUAUCGCGAAGAAUGGGAAGAUGAAGAUUUGGUGUUGCAAGCGCAUCAAGAUUUCGCAAAGCAAAUAUCCUAUAAACACAUAUCUUGUCAACUACAAAACUUCAAUAUGUGAUUUUUUUUUUUGGUUUGUUCUUACCUAUUAAAAAAGCCAUUGCUUGCUUUAUACAUGAUGGUCUAAUGAUCAUCUUUACAUGUACUAAAUCAGAUAUUUGAUUCAUUAUCUGAAAAGUGUAAUAUUUACAAAAUGUGUUGUUCAA
Molecule: messenger RNA, 1568 nt
Organism: Erigeron canadensis
Lineage: Eukaryota; Viridiplantae; Streptophyta; Magnoliopsida; Asterales; Asteraceae
Product: flavin-containing monooxygenase FMO GS-OX-like 4
Exons: 7
Coding region: 35-1423 (462 amino acids)
Molecular function (GO): NADP binding; flavin adenine dinucleotide binding; N,N-dimethylaniline monooxygenase activity
Source: RefSeq, a predicted model, not a curated record